This is a messenger RNA of Hemibagrus wyckioides, 2356 nucleotides long. RefSeq names its product beta-1,3-galactosyltransferase 8 (gene b3galt8). Gene Ontology annotation, cellular component: membrane. The record is from RefSeq and is a predicted model, not a curated record. The transcript has a single exon. Gene Ontology annotation, molecular function: N-acetyl-beta-D-glucosaminide beta-(1,3)-galactosyltransferase activity. Bases 569 to 1612 code for a protein of 347 amino acids. NCBI's taxonomy places the organism in Eukaryota, Metazoa, Chordata, Actinopteri, Siluriformes, Bagridae.
AGUACGAAACCAUAUAGUGAGAUAUGGAGUUAAGGGUAGUUUUAUUUUAUUUAUUGUAUUAGCACCUUGUAUAAGUAUAUUUUUGCGGAUGAAUCUUUUUUUUCAUAUAUAUAUAUAUAUAUAUUUGUAAAUGUUUGAAUUAAGUACCCCGCUUCGUGUGUAUGGGGUGGGGGAACAUUUAGAGAGCAACAGCAGGGGAUUUCCUUAUAAUGUCUUUUGCCUAUUCAUGUUAGUUAAAUAAUGUGGGAAGGCUUUCAAAGUGCAUGUCGCACCCUUGGCUAUGUCUUUAGCCUUUGAACAGAAAGGCACGGAUAUUUGGGCUUGCACGCGGAUGUCAGCCUUUACUAACAACAGAGGUUAAAGAGGCGCGUGCAGCUGCAGCUGUUUGUGUAUGGAGCUUUCGGAGCAGGGGAGCUUAAUGUUAUUGUAUUUGCUAGGUCAAGCGGAAAAGCUUGAACUGUUUGCAGUUAAAUACGGACUAUUUCUGGAGGAGUUCCUAACUGUAACGGGGACACUGGCGAAAAGUGAGCUAAUAUGAGGUUUGGGAAGAAGUGUGAAGAAAGUCUCAAUGUUUGCAUUCUCGCGCGCGUUUGUUGUUGUUGCAGCGACUGUACGACGAGCUUGGGCAGAAAUGCCUCCAAUGCCAAAGUCUCUGAGGUUCCGGCUGCUGAAAUGCCUCGUCCUGGCUGCUCUCAUUGCGCUUGCACUGUAUUUCUAUGAAAAACAUGGUGGCACUUUACCAGGUAAACCUUCUCGACUUCUACCAGCGGAGUUGUACAAGCAAAUCUCUCCGUCAUCUUAUACAUACCUCCUCAACCAGCCUGACCUGUGCCACAACAGGAAGCCUUUUCUGAUGCUCAUGAUCCCUGUAACGCUUCAGGACUCUGAAUCUCGGACAGCCAUCAGAAAAACGUGGGGUCAAGAGAACCUUCUCCAAAAUGUAGACAUUGCCAGGGUGUUCUUUGUCGGCGAGCCUAGAGAUCAUGAUCCAGAACUUCAGGAGGACCUGCAGAAAGAAAGUUUGGCAUACAGAGACAUCGUACAAAUGAGCUUCCGGGACACUUAUCAAAAUUUGACUAUCAAAACCAUGAUGAUGAUGAACUGGGUGUCCAUCUUCUGUCGUUCCACACAGUAUGUCAUGAAGAUCGAUUCAGACAUCUUCCUCAACGUGCCUUAUCUUGUAGAUUACCUCCAAAACAAGCCUAAGCAUAACUACAUCACAGGGUCAGUCAUCAGCGAUGGCCGGCCUCGCAGAAACCCAAAGAGCAAGUGGUACCUUUCGGCGGAAAUGUACCCGGAGAACUUGUUUCCACCUUACUUGUCUGGAGCCGGAUAUGUCUUUUCAGUUGACCUGGCCAAGAAGAUAUCGAUGGCCUCCAAGUUUGUGCGUCCAAUCUCGAUGGAGGACGUUUACAUAGGGAUGUGUCUGCAUUUCUUACACGUUCAGCCUGAGUUUGCAUGGACGUGGUUGCCUUACAGGAAUCUGUUCGAGAUCCGACAUUUGGACUACAACCGAUGCACCUUCUCAAAGCGCAUUAUAGUUACGGGUUUUUCUUCGAUGGAUCUCAUGAACAUGUGGGCUGAUUUCCAGGAUGGUGGGUUUUCAUGCUGAUGAUCCAGUACCUUAAGAGUUUGAUGAUACAACAAAAUAUAUAACCAAAGACAUUUGAAAAGAUCAAUUAUCAAACAGUGGCCUUUAUAGAAAAUAUAUUGUUUACUUCUUUGACCACAGCACUGUCAUGUCAUGGAGAACCGCCGUGCUCUUAACAAAAUAUCAGGAUAAAUUAUUAAUCACUUAUUAAAACAAUACUCAUAAUGAAUAUUAGAUGUGCCUUUUUAAAUCUGAAAAUUCUUGAAAAACUGCACUUCUUUUCUUCUUCUGCUUCUUCUUCUUCUCCUUCUUCUUCUUCUUCUUCUUGCCUAACAGAAGAGGGCGCUCUUUCCCUUUCUAAUGCUAUAAUGACGUAUGAGUCUAACUAAAGUGAAAUGCAAUCAUUAAGUUCCCUAAUGACUAUUCUUUAGUAGUAAUAAUAAUAAUAACAACAACAGCAAUAAUAAUAAUAUUUAAUUUUUCCUAUUAGACAUUGGUGCUAGGAAAAGAAAUCUAAAAUACAAUAAACAAACACUCAAUUUUCCAGGCCUUAUUUUUGCAUUCGAGAUGAUAUAUUUUCUAUAUUUGUAAUUCUAUAAAUGAUUAAGUCAAAAAAUUUUAAAAGCAAAUGAAUUUUUCUUAUAUCAAGUCGCAUUAGUUGCAUCAUUUCAAGUGCUUGUAAACAUUAUUUGUACUUUAUCACAAGGAUCCUUAGACUCAUCCCUUCACAUUACUGCUUUUAUUAUGUAUGUAUAUAUAUAUAUA